AUGGGAGGCCUUCAGCUCAAUGUCGACUGGAAGUCGAACCGCAUGGCCAUCGUCUACUGUCUAGUGGCUGCCAUCGGUGCGCUCUGCUACGGUUAUGAUACCAUCUACUACACCGGCAUCCAGGGCAUGCCCUACUUCACCCAGGACUACGGCGAGAAGGGCCCAGACGGAGAAUACUCGCUCGGCACGACAUUCCUGUCUCUGUCUGCCAGUAUCAUCUACGUUGGCGAGUUCGUCGGCUCUAUUAUCGCUGCCCCCAUUAACGAAUAUCUCGGACGCCGUGUGGUCUUCCUGGCUGCCUCCAUCUGCAUCGUCGUCGGAGCCGUCGUGCAGGCCUGCUCAUUCGGCUCGCACGCAGUCUUCUACGUCAGUCGAGUCCUGAUCGGUCUGGGUAUCGGCCAGUUCACUGCGACUUGCCUCAUCUACAUCGGAGAGAUCGCUCCCUCCGCCAUCAGAGGUCCCGCCCUCAUGUGCUUCCAGUUCAUGCAGUCCAUCUCUCAACUCGUCGGAGCCUGCGUCAACCAGGGCACGCAGAGCAUCGAAAGCGCCCAGUCCUACCGCAUCCCCAUGUGCCUCCUCGUCGUCCUCCCCGGCAUCAUGCUCCUCUGCCUCCCCUUCAUCCCCGAGAGCCCCGUCUGGUACAUGUACAAAGACAAGACCGAGCAGGCCAUCAAGGCCCUCUGCAAAAUCAACAAGAGCAACCGCGACUACGAUCCCACCACCGAUCUCGACAUAAUCACCGAGCAAGUCCAGACCGAGCGCGAGCUGGCCCGCGACGCAACCUGGCUCUCCCUACUCACGGACCCCGUCGAGCGCCGCAAGCUCUUCUACGCCUGCGGCGCCAUGUUCGUCCAGCAGAUCAACGGCAUCCAGUUCUGGUACACGUACGGCGUGGUCUUCGCGCAGUCAAUCGGCGUCGCAGACCCCUUCACCAUCAACACCAUCAUCUACGUCCUCCAGAUCGUCACCGUCAGCAUCGCCGUCGUCUUCGGAAACAAGAUCAACCGCCGCACAAACCUCAUCGUCUGCUCGGUGGGUAUAUUCGUCUCCCUAAUCGCAGUCGGCGGACUAGGUACUACCCGUGGAGCAGACGGGUCUUUCUCGCGCGGCAUCGGGAUUGGAAUUGUCGUGCUCGCGUACAUCAAUAUCAUCUUUUACAACUUCUCCAUCGGAACGCUGUCCUACUCCAUCGCGUCUGAAAUGUCCGUCGGCCGCAACAGGAACAAGAUCACCUCGUGCGCUAUCGGCGUCUUCUUCGUUACUGUCUGGCUCAUGGUGUUCACCAGUCCGUACAUGUACUACGACGGUAACCUGGGCCCCAUGAUUGGAUUUGUCUACGGCGGUACGACAAUUUUCUUGCUUGCGUACUCGUGGUUCUGUGUUGGUGAGACCGCUGGCCGUAGUAAUGCCGAUAUCGAGCGCCUCUUCCAGGACCGUGUCCCUGCGCGUGAGUGGAAGACGUAUGUUAUUAGCAAUGAGGAUGGAGGUGUUGCCAAGAAGAGGGAGUCUAAGGAUGAGCAGAUCGAGAUGGCAUGA
Messenger RNA from Aspergillus puulaauensis, 1536 nucleotides. RefSeq lists its product as uncharacterized. Gene Ontology annotation, cellular component: membrane. Bases 1 to 1536 code for a protein of 511 amino acids. Lineage: Eukaryota; Fungi; Ascomycota; Eurotiomycetes; Eurotiales; Aspergillaceae. The record is from RefSeq and is a predicted model, not a curated record. Gene Ontology annotation, biological process: carbohydrate transport; transmembrane transport. The transcript has a single exon. Gene Ontology annotation, molecular function: carbohydrate:proton symporter activity.